Messenger RNA from Microthlaspi erraticum, 2400 nucleotides. The record is from the annotation of a GenBank genome assembly. Lineage: Eukaryota; Viridiplantae; Streptophyta; Magnoliopsida; Brassicales; Brassicaceae.
AUGUUUAGGAAACGGAAACUAGUCACGGAUUUGUUGCGUCGAGUUGAUCUCGGCGACGUAGAAGCCCUAAUUUCUCGACGCCUCUGGACUCGCGCAAUGUCCACACAGUCAAAAUCAGCUCUGCUUGCAACAGAAAAUGCAGAAAUUGAUAAUAAGCAAAGUGGAAUCUUUUCACUAGCUGGGGAAUUAGCUAGUCUUGUGGAGGAAUCUGCUCCUGUUGAUGAUACCAAACCCAGAAGCCGUAUGGAACUAAAGCGAUCUCUUGAACUCCGUUUGAAGAAAAGAGUUAAAGAGCAAUACACCGAUGGGAAGUUUAGUGACCUGUUGAAGAAGGUGAUUGCAAGGCCUGAAACUCUUCAGGACGCUUAUGACUGUAUCAGGCUUAACUCGAAUGUUUCCAUAGCAGAGAGAAAUGGCACAGUUGCGUUUGAUUCUAUUGCGGAAGAGCUCUCUAGUGGAGCGUUUGAUGUCAAUUCCAAUACGUUCUCGCUUGCGGCUAGAGAUAAAGCAAAGGAGGUUCUUGUUCUGCCUAGUGUAGCUCUGAGAGUUGUUCAAGAAGCUAUCAGAAUAGUCCUGGAAGUCGUUUUCAGUCCUCAAUUUUCCAAGAUUUCACAUAGUUGCCGAAGUGGAAGGGGACGUGCCUCUGCGUUGAAGUAUAUCAGUAGCAACAUGUCUCGUUCUGAUUGGUGUUUCACUUUGAGCCUGGAGAAGAAGAUGGAUGUUUCUGUUUUCGAGAACUUGCUCUCUGUGAUGGAGGAAAAAAUCGAAGACGGUAGUUUAAGCAUCUUACUCCGUUCUAUGUUUGAAGCUCAGGUGCUCAAUCUUGAGUUUGGAGGGUUUCCUAAAGGCCAUGGUCUUCCCCAAGAAGGGGUGUUGUCUCGUGUGUUGAUGAACAUAUAUCUUGAUCGGUUUGAUCAUGAGGUUUAUAGAAUCUCAAUGAGGCAUGAAGCCCUUGGUCUUGAUUCAAGCACUGAUGAAGAUAGGCCAGGCUCAAAACUUCGUUCAUGGUUCAGGAGGCAGGCCGGAGAACAAGAUUUGAAAAGUACUCCGGAGAAGGACAUUGCUCUCAGAGUCUAUUGCUGCAGAUUUAUGGAUGAGAUAUUUUUCUCCGUAUCUGGUCCUGAAAAAGCUGCGGUUGAUAUCAGAUCUGAAGCUGUAGGUUUCUUACGGAAUUCUCUGCAUUUGGAGAUCACAGAUGAAGCAGACACGUCACCAUGUGAAGCGACCAGUGGGCUUCGUGUUUUAGGUACCUUGGUUAGGAAAAAUGUUAGGGAGAGUCCUGCUGUCAAAGUUGUUCACAAGUUAAAGGAGAAAGUUAGACUCUUCGCAUUGCAGAAAGAAGAGGCCUGGACCUUGGGUACAGUUAGAAUCGGAAAGAAAUGGUUAGGACAUGGAUUGAAGAAGGUUAAGGAGUCAGAGAUCAAAGGCUUGGCUGAUAGUAACUCUACCUUGAGCCAAAUAUCUUGCCACAGAAAGGCAGGCAUGGAAACAGAUCACUGGUACAAGGUCUUGCUUAGAAUAUGGAUGGAGGACGUGCUAAGAAAUUCUGCAGAUAGAAGCGAGGAGUUUAUCUUGUCCAAGCAUGUUGUUGAACCUGCGCUUCCUCAAGAGCUAAGAGACGCGUUUGACAAGUUCCAAAACUCUGCUGCGGCAUAUGUUUCUUCAGAGACGGCUAAAGCAGAAGCGCUUCUGCCAUGUCCACUCUCUCAUGAUAAACCUAUCUUCUUUGGCGAUGUUGUUGCUCCUACCAAUGCUAUAAGAAAGCGUCUUUUUCGCUAUGGAUUGGUUACAGCUGAGGGUUAUGCUCGUACGAAUGCGAUGCUAAUUUUGCAAGAUACUGCUCAAAUAAUCGAUUGGUUCUCAGGACUUGUCCGGCGAUGGGUGGUAUGGUAUGGAGGCUGUAGUAAUUUCGAUGAGAUCAAGGGUCUUAUCGACAAUCAGGUCAGAAAGUCAUGCAUCCGUACAUUGGCGUCAAAAUAUCAAAUACAUGAAGAUGAAAUAGAGAAACGACUUGAUUCAGAACUGAGCACGAUUCCCUCUGCUGAAGAUAUAGAGCAGGAAGUACAACAUGAGAGAUCAGAUUCUCCGGCUUUUGAUAAAGAUGAACAUCUAACAUACGGCAUUUCCAACAGUGGAUUGUGUUUGCUGUCUUUAGCUCGAAUAGUGAGUGAAUCGAGACCUUGCGAUUGCUUCGUAAUCGGUUGCUCGAUGGCUGCACCUGCUGUUUAUACUUUGCAUGCGAUGGAGAGACAGAAGUUUCCUGGUUGGAAAACUGGGUUCUCUGUAUGUAUUCAUCCUAGCUUAAAUGGAAGGAGAGUAGGGCUGUGUAAGCAACACCUGAAAGACCUCUAUUUAGGUUAUAUAUCACUUCAAGCCAUUGAUUUUGGAAGCUGGAGAUGA